Panthera uncia (snow leopard) is the source of this 1435-nucleotide messenger RNA. RefSeq names its product BAG cochaperone 1 (gene BAG1). Gene Ontology annotation, biological process: protein stabilization. Lineage: Eukaryota; Metazoa; Chordata; Mammalia; Carnivora; Felidae. Gene Ontology annotation, cellular component: cytoplasm; membrane; cytosol. Gene Ontology annotation, molecular function: adenyl-nucleotide exchange factor activity; protein-folding chaperone binding. The record is from RefSeq and is a predicted model, not a curated record. Bases 1 to 1266 code for a protein of 421 amino acids. The transcript has 8 exons.
AUGUGCCUAUUGCAGUUUCCCCGAUCCUUUUUCCGGGUUUUCAGCUCGGCCUUCCGGGGAAGGAGAGCUCCCGGAGGUUGGAGGGUGCAGAGAGUCAGCAGGGGCGUGGCCUCGGUGAAGGGCGUGGGCGUGGCUUCAAGAGAGUGGGGCGGGACCUCGGCUGAGUGGGCCCGCUGGGCCGGGCCGGGCCGGGCCGGGCUGGGGCGGGGCAGGGAAGCAGCCGCGCGGGGUUACGAGGCGCCAAGCUCCUCUCCCACCGCUGGGUGGUCAACUAGCGCGGGUCUGGCGGAGCGCGGUGGCGCGCGGAAACCGCGAGGCGACCGGGAGCGGCUGGGUCCCCGGCGGCGCGCCCCUCGGCCGGGCCGGGAGCCGCGCCAGUCGGUGCCCCCGGCCGAGCGCGGUCCGCCUCCCUCUCAGCGAUCAUCCGUCCGGAGUGUGGCCCGCGGGCAUGCCGGAUCCACCAGGGGCGCCGCCACCGGCGCUCGCAGGCCGCGGGUGAAGAAAGUGCGGACUCGCUCGGCCCGGAGCGAAGAGGUGACCCGGUGCGAAGAGGUGGCCCGGAGCGAAGAGGUGGCCCGGAGCGAAGAGGGGGCUGGGAGUGAAGAGGUGGCCGGGAGCGAAGAGGUGGCCGGGAGCGAGGAAAUGGCGACAGGCGGCCUCAGCGUGACCGUCACCCACAGCAAUGAGAAGCAUGAUCUUCACGUUAUCCCGCAACAGGGCUGGAGUGAGCCAAUUGUCCAAGACCUGGCCCAGGUUGUUGAGGAGGCCACAGGGGUUCCACUGCCUUUUCAGAAACUUAUAUUUAAGGGAAAAUCUCUGAAGGAAAUGGAGAAGCCAUUGUCAGCACUUGGAAUACAAAAUGGUUGCCGAGUCAUGUUAAUUGGGAAGAAGAACAGUCCAGAGGAAGAGGUUGAACUAAAGAAGUUGAAAGAUUUGGAGAAGUCUGUGGAGAAGACAGCUGACCAACUGGAAGAGUUGAAUAAAGAGUUUACUGGAAUCCAGCAGGGCUUUCUGGCCAAGGAUUUGCAAGCUGAAGCUCUCUGCAAACUUGAUAGGAGAGUAAAAGCCACAAUUGAACAAUUUAUGAAGAUCUUGGAAGAGAUUGACACGCUGAUUCUGCCAGAAAAUUUCAAAGACAGUAGACUGAAAAGGAAGGGUUUGGUGAAAAGGGUUCAGGCAUUCCUAGCUGAAUGUGACACCAUGGAACAGAACAUCUGCCAGGAGACAGAGCGGCUACGGUCCACAAACUUAGCUCUUGCCGAGUGAGGUGAGGCAAAGAGAGCAUGUGCUGCCUUGAAGAACAGUGCCACCACUCUGUCCUCUCUGGAAUAGAAGUGACCUGAUUUCUUCAGGGCCGCUGGGGACAAUUGGCCGGUUGCCUGUUUUCUUGCCCCUCUACCUGUUCUCAAUGAACAAGUGUUGUCUGCAAUCUUCA